AUGGCGCUUUCCCCAAUCAAAGGAUUUGUCCCCCUACAGAUCAGUCUUGCAGCUACGGCAAACUUACCAGAGUCUGUCCAUUUGUGUUAUAUAAAGCCACAUUUGAGUAAAGAUCCAAAUGAACAAAUAGACACAACUCGAAAGUUAUUUUUGAUUAAUCCAUUACCUGACUGGACCCUUGAUUCUGUGAAAGAUCUAUUCCGACAAGUGAACACGGGGUGCCAUAUAGAAGAAGUUCUAGUCCGUGAGGCCAUCGAUAAAAGUCGGGUAUCGAGUAUUGGUAGUGGCAUAAAUUACGACAUCCAUGUUAAUCUGAGUGUGUUAACCAAUGAAGAGUUGGGUGUUGAAUUGAGUGCUUCGGAAAAAUUACCGUUUGGGAGUAGUGUUGUCACAUUCCUGGACAGGGAUUCGCUUGAACUGUUUCUAGACAGUCUAAAGAAAAUAAAAAAGCCACUCCAAUGGAGUCUACCGAAUAAUGAGACAGGUAUAUCGAGGUAUUCUAGAAUCCCAGUAUUGGACAGAACUAGUUUAGAGAGGGAGGUUACUCAAGCCCUAGUGGACUUCCAAAAGAAGGAGAAGAUUGCCGAAGAAGAAGUUUCUAAUAUGAGAACCAUCGUUGAUGAAGAUGGAUUUACACUUGUUGUUGGGUCGCAAAAGAAAACAAAGUCGGAUAUUUUAGGGUCGAUGAAGAAGAAGUCCGAUCUAGAGCAAGACGAAGCGUUGUUGAAGAAGGAGAAGAGAAAAGAGAAGCAGGAUUUCUAUAGAUUCCAAAUUAGAGAAAAGAAGAAGCUUGAGAUGAACAGUUUGUUAACCAAGUUCAAGGAAGAUCAAGAGAGAGUCAAGUUGAUGAAACAAAGAAGGAAAUUCAGACCAUAUUAG
Molecule: messenger RNA, 879 nt
Organism: Pichia kudriavzevii
Lineage: Eukaryota; Fungi; Ascomycota; Pichiomycetes; Pichiales; Pichiaceae
Exons: 1
Coding region: 1-879 (292 amino acids)
Biological process (GO): rRNA processing; ribosomal small subunit assembly
Cellular component (GO): UTP-C complex; CURI complex
Source: RefSeq, a predicted model, not a curated record